Molecule: messenger RNA, 1151 nt
Organism: Rhagoletis pomonella (apple maggot)
Lineage: Eukaryota; Metazoa; Arthropoda; Insecta; Diptera; Tephritidae
Exons: 1
Coding region: 12-1151 (379 amino acids)
Source: RefSeq, a predicted model, not a curated record
UCCCAGACAAAAUGACCACAACGCAUAUUGAAGUGACUUUGGAACAAAUGCUGCAAAUGGCACUGGGAACCCCGAAAAUUUCCAGUAUUAAUCUAUCGAUUCUGCAUAGCCUCUUCGAUAUACUGCUGAAAAAACUCGACUGCCAAUACGAAAAGGUGGAAAUCGAUAGACGAGAUGGCGCUUGCUUGCAAUCCAUUCUGCGCAAGAGCAGGAUAUCACCACUGCCCUUUAAUGUAGAAAACGUCGGAUUGAUUUCGGAGAAGUUGAAAAAAUUACGGCAUUUGGAGGAACGCCAUGAUAAUCUGGCAAAGCAGCUGGAAGAGCAUAUUGAGCACAUACGUACUUGCAAUGAAAAACAUAAUCAAACAUAUGCAAAGAAGAAUUGGGAGCCAUUUUGUGGAGCUUGCGAGAGCUUUUGCGACAAACCUGAACCUCAGAGCGAAUUGCAUUGUCUGCUUUUAAGAGACUACAAUUUCAUUAAAAAGAGCAAGCAAAUCGUUGAAGAACCACUAAUAGGACCAAUUAUUGAUAUGAGAAAACGUUUAAAGACAUUGCAUGGCGAAGUGUUGGAUUAUAGCCGCCGCCUGGCGGAGAAGUGCGAGCGUUUGGCUUAUAUAGAGGUGCUGGUGAAAGAAAUCGAAAAGCUAAGCAAACUGAUUGUCAUUGAAAAACACCUCUUUACGGAAGCUAUGCAAGAGCUGCAGGAUAUGCUUGAUGCGAAGAUUUAUAAAGUUGUUCUACCAGAAUUGAAGAGGUACAUAAAUAUUGAGAUCGAAAAAAUUCAAAAUAUUUGCAAAACUUUGAAGAAAAAAUCCGCAUGCCUAAAGGCAACUGCCUUUGCGGGCCAAAGUAAUAGUUGUCUCUCGUGCAAAGGCAAGCUGACAUGCACACAACGACCUAUCCUGAUUGCGCCGGAAAGAAGUGUUAAAAUUGAGGAAAUCAAAAUGCGUAAAAUCGCACAAACUUGCAGUCGCUCAGGUCCAUGUCUUUCGAAAGAAAUGGAGAAGAAAUUACUGCAAGGGCUCGAGCGUAUCGAGGAGGCAACCGAAGAGGCUAAAGUUAGUAGAGAAAUGAGCAAAUCAUGUCACUUGGUCACCGAUCACUUUAACGUUUUCGAGGGUACUAAUGGCGUCUACUACCGCAAGGCUUAG